AUUGUAGUUCCUGCGAUCUUGACCUAAACAACAAAUAUGAAGUACUUAGUCGCUUGUGCCCUUUUGGCUUUUGCCAGUGCUGUUCCAUAUGGACAAAACCAGCAAUGGUCGCCGAUAGUCCGAUUCCAGCAACAAUCUAUGGGACUUGGCUCCAUCGUACAACCAAUUGAAGCCCUCCAGAACAACCAACAACAACAAAACAUUCUCUCGCAGUUGCUAUUGAAAGGAAACAAUCAACAAAACAUCGAAGGACUUUGGUCAUCAGAAUUGCAGUUGGGACAGCAGCUCUCUGUAGAAAUUGGACAAGUCUUGCAACAAGCUCAAUUUCAAAACAUGGGAAAACAAGGUAUCAGAAACAUUAUCGCUGAAGAAACCGCAGAAAAAAUCAUCCAAAAUGUCCUAAGGGCUCAAGAAAACCAAAUAAUCCAAGACAUCAACGUACUCCAAAGCAUUGUUCAACAACAAAACGUAGUAGUUCCACAAUCACAAUCUAUCAUCCAACAAGGUCAAAGCCAAGGUGUCAUCGAAGCCAUUCACCAAUUGCAACAAAUUUUGCAAAAGAUCCAACAAGUCGAAGUUUUGGAACAUGUUCAGUUAAAAAAAACCCUUCAAGCAGUUAUCGAGGCUCAAUUGAUUUCCCAACAAUUGCAGCUGAACGAUGUUCAAGUCCAUCUAGGUCAACAACCAAAUGUUCUGCAAAUGCAAAUCCAGAAAUUGGUUGCUCAAAACAUCGUACAAGGAAUUCAAAGAGAAAUCGUAUUGCAACAAAACCUCGUCCAGCAGCUCCAACAACAAGAACAAUUCGUUAACCAACAAAUCCAAAACGUUAGAAUUCAAUUGUACGUUGCUCAACAACAAGGGCAGUUGCCGCAACUCCAGCAAUUGCAACAGGUUCUACAACAAUUGAUUCAACAGGAAGGAAAAUUAGUAGUUCUUCAAGUUGGCAGCCAAUUGGCAAUCCAGAAACUCCAACAAGGACUUGUGCAACAAGCGCAACAGCUGGUUUGGGGACAACAUGUUGGUUUGGGACAAAACCUGGUUUCAGGACAAUUUUAACAACAGAAUAUUUUCAAAGUAUUGUCAAUUUGUUUAAUCAGCAAAUUGAGGAUAGGAACUUAUCCCUAAUCGUCACUGCUAUAGCUAAUGAUGUGUUUAGGUUAAGUUAACUGUUGAUUUUUAUUUUGUAAAAUAAAAUGAUUAUUUAUACUUUA
This is a messenger RNA of Ceutorhynchus assimilis (cabbage seed weevil), 1211 nucleotides long. Lineage: Eukaryota; Metazoa; Arthropoda; Insecta; Coleoptera; Curculionidae. The record is from the annotation of a GenBank genome assembly.